This is a messenger RNA of Siniperca chuatsi (mandarin fish), 5084 nucleotides long. RefSeq names its product homeobox protein Hox-D4b-like. Bases 3068 to 3829 code for a protein of 253 amino acids. The transcript is spliced from 2 exons. Gene Ontology annotation, biological process: embryonic skeletal system morphogenesis; anterior/posterior pattern specification; regulation of transcription by RNA polymerase II. The record is from RefSeq and is a predicted model, not a curated record. Gene Ontology annotation, molecular function: DNA-binding transcription factor activity, RNA polymerase II-specific; RNA polymerase II cis-regulatory region sequence-specific DNA binding. NCBI's taxonomy places the organism in Eukaryota, Metazoa, Chordata, Actinopteri, Centrarchiformes, Sinipercidae. Gene Ontology annotation, cellular component: nucleus.
UUGCAGUGCUGAGCUGGAUGAUGUAUUAUGAUGGAGUGUUCAAAGAUCAAUACAUGAUUUCAAAGUAUUUCUGAAAACCUUGUUUAAUUACUUUAAAUGAAUGAGACUGUGGCUGGGACAAGGUGGCCGACUGUUUCACAAACUCAUCCACUUGUUUCACCAUGUGCCAUUAUGACAAACUUUUAGCUUCUGCUAUUUUGUUCUGUAAAUCACUCUCCCGCUGUGCUACAAGACAGAUCUCAUGCAGAUUUCCCAAUCCAAUAUCCACCUUGUCCACAGUGCACUGUCGAGGCUGACAGUCUUCUAGGUGAUGGUCUUGCUUGCUUACAGUAAUUACACUCAGGCCAUGUAUCAGAAUUAAUGUGGUGUGCCUUAAUGAGUUAUUGAUGUCAAAAAGCCACAUGCUACAGCACCUUCAGUGGUUUCAUGACACUGAUACAUCAUAUGUUGAACAACGGAAACAUGCACAUCUUAAAAACGAAUGCGGUUGAAUGGUGUUUUACUGUAAUUAUUUGGAGUCAUAGUAAAUACAACGGAGUGGAGGAACAUGUGAGUGUAAAUCACUGUCAGCAACAAGAAGAAGUCAUCAGCAGCCAGCCGUGAAGUGAACCUUCGCCUAUAAAUACCCUGUAGAACCGAAUGUGUGUGGAGCUGCCUCAGUCACAGAUUGGGUUCUAGGGGAGUCUAUGGGCGAUGACUAACCAUCUAUCAUAAUCCAAGGGAAGAGAAUGAAAACUGAUGACUGUUAACAAUGCUUUUGUUUGCCAAAGGAACGUAUCCUUCUUCAGGCCAGCUCUCCUUAACAAUUCACACUUUCCUAAAGGCUACCUUUGGCAGUUGUCUGUGGUUAAGCACCAAGCAGCUCGAAUGAGGUGAUGGGGAAGUUAGGUUGUCAUGUCAUCCUUUGCUGUUUGCAUCCAAACUGAUCACCAAUUGAGCAGGACAGUUUGCACAUGCUGAGUUACACAGUGUACGAUGUGAUCACGCUACAGGAUCCAAUUCCCCCGGCAGCAUUAAGGUCUGCGUUGAGUCUUGAUUAAGAAAUCAAAACGGCAAUUUGGUUGCAGCACAAAGCUUAAACACAGAAAAAAAGUUAUCACAACAACAGCAUCACAAUACCUUGAUCUGCGUACUGGUGUGCAUGUAACCUAAUAAAGAUUUCACUCAAAACUAGUUACAUGGCUUGCUGCCCCGAUGAAAUCACUUCUGCAGCACACUCUAUUCAUAAAGGACUGUAGCUAAUGUGGCUGUAAUAUUUUAAAGUAUUUGUUCACAGUAAUUCAUAUAAAUAUGUUGGUUUAUCUUGCCUUAAUGUUGCUGAAUGUCUGAAAUUAAAAGCUUUAAAUAAUGUAUAAGUGGCUGAAAAUCUUCCUGUGAAAUGAAAAAGUUGCAAAUGCAAGUGUACACUAACACUUCCCAUCACAAAAUAUGGUGUAAGUGCUUCGCUCAAUGACAUCUCAGUGGAAGAGGUUGAGGCAAGGGACCCAUUCACCACGCAGAUUUUGUUUUCGUGUUAAAAGGAACAAUGAAACUAAGAGGAAAAAUUGUUCAAACUGACAAAAAAAAGUGAGGUUUAGCCCCUUUAUUACCUAUCUGGUAGCUUAUCAGUCAUUCAUUAUGAGCUGUUCUGAACAAGUGGCUCAUUAGAUCAGAUAGAUUAAGCCCAUAUAAUCUUUAGUUCACUUGUACUCUGUCAACCAUGCCAAAAUUUUCAAACCCAUUACACCCUUCACAUGAGCUCCUUUAAUGCCCCAGCCAAGGAAAAACAUUUUCUCCCUCUUGUCUUUAUUGGAGUAUUAUUACAGGCUAUAUUAGGCAGAGGUAAUAGUAGGAUUAACAGUGCUUAUUAAGAGGUUUUGGCUGAGCAUCAGACCUUUAACAUCCUUAGAGAGCAGCUGCAGCCAAAGAAGACAUCCUCAUGAAAUCCUGAAGGAUAUAACACUGAUUUAUGGUCUACUCCUCCGUGCAAAGAUGAUUUAUUUUUAUACCCUGGCAUUUGUGUUUUAGCAUUUUGGACAAAAACUAGUUCAGUCUAGCAAAAGACAAAAUAUUCACGCACGGAAUACAAGCACCCUCAUUAUAUGAUUUUUUUUUCUUCGUGUGAGGGCUUGAACUUAGCAUAUUCACUUAUCUCUUUCACGUUUUUCGAUUAUAGAUCCAGCAUAAUUCACUUUCAUUUUUCAGCCCUGUCGCAUUUUUCUCUCGUCCAGCUUGCUUUAGCAUCAUUUUUUAAGCCAAGCAAUGCAUUUAUUUUCCCCCUUUAAAAGCCGAAUUGGUGGUGGUGAACGGGACACCUCGGGCUGACCCCGGCCUAACAAAGCCAACUACUAGUCACUGUCUGGGAACCUUUUAUCUCAUUCUUUUAUUGGAGGCCUUUCUGACCGGCCAUGUUUUGUUGUCCAUCCUUUGACUGGCCACAAGGCCAAAUAUGGCCCCGCCGUCCCUCAAUAUGUGCGAGAUUAAUUUUGCAGCUCCGGCCAUCUGUGUGGGGGUAAAAGUCAUUCAGCUAAAAGUCAUAAAUCUACAGUCCGUGCGUUUUCAAUAGGUGCUGUGUGGGGGAGGGGUGGGGAGGGGGCAGAUAAAGAGACAAGAUAGAUAGAUAGAUAGAUAGAUAGAUAGAUAGAUAGAUAGAUAGAUAGAUAGAUAGAUAGAUAGAUAGAUAGAUAGAUAGAUAGAUAUCAGGGCCUAUUAUAGGCCUACUAAAAUCUAUCUCAUUCAUUUUUAGUGAUAAUUAGACCCCACAUGCCAGCAUGCCAGAGGUGUAUAGAAUUCUUAACGUUAUUUUUCAAAGUCCACAAACAUCUAUUCUUAACCAUUAUUCCCCGCCAGCAAAACUUCAUUAGUCCUAUAAUGAACAUUUUUUUGUUUCAAAUGAUCCCAUUACGUCCGACAUAAACAAUCCGAAGUGCCGUCUCUCAUUGGCUGGCCGCAGGGUCACGUGGCUCGCGCGGCCGUCCGUCUAUUUGACAGCCGCAGGAUGGCUUGAUGCCAGAGGGGGAAAAGAGACAGAGAGAGGGGAGAGAAAGAAAAAUUAGUAUUCUCCUACCAGCCUCGCUAUAAAUCAAUCAUGGAGUCCUACGUGGUGAGCUGUAAAUAUGCUGAGCCGCAGUUCCCGCCAUGUGAAGAAGAUUACAGUAAUUUUAGUAACCAAGGGGGGUAUUACAACAACCCCCAGGACAGUGGUAGUUAUGGAGGGGGCUAUCAGUCCAUGCAGCCCCCUCCGCCUCCAUACACACCACAACAAACCGGCUAUCAACACUCUUUACAGGGGCACCAACAGGAGGAUGGAGAGGACCAGUCGCAGCACCAAGGUGCGCCCUUCCCCGGCUACAGAGAGACAGACGCACCCGGUAGUAAGCAGAGGUUCUCCGUGGGGGACCUGCAGUGCCAGGCCUGGAUGACCUGUACAAAGCCCGCUCAGGUGCAGAGGAAAACGGCAUGCCAGGGGAAAGACAAGCCGCCUAUUGUUGUUUAUCCAUGGAUGAAGAAAGUGCACGUCGCUCAUGUUAAUCCGAACCACGUGGGCCCGGAACCAAAGCGGCUACGGACGGCCUACACGCGCCAGCAGGUUCUGGAGCUCGAGAAGGAGUUCCACUUCAGCCGGUACCUCACGCGCCGCCGCCGCGUUGAGGUGGCCCACGCGCUCUGCCUGUCCGAGAGGCAGGUGAAGGUGUGGUUCCAGAACCGGCGCAUGCGCUGGAAGAAAGACAACAAGCUACCAAACACCAAAGGAAGGAGCAAAAACAAGAAAGCAACGGACAACAAUAACAACAACAGCAGCAGCGGCGGCAGCAACGACAGCAAUGUGAAGGCAGUGAUAACUGUCUGAAAACAGAACUGCAGGAGCAGAGUUUGGCCGUGUGAGGCAGCCAUGUUAGCAUCUUCACUCUCCAAAACUGACUGGUCCAGGGUGACUGCAGUGAAACAAUUCUAAACUGCUUUAAACGUAUAGGUUAUCCAUCUAUAGGUCUACAUAAGGCUUUAUAAAUUCAUUAAUGUAUUUCGCCUUAUAUUUUAACGUUUACUUUGAAGUGUUUUUAAAUAUUUCUCUUGUGUAGAGGUUGCAUCCAAUUCCAGUCUGAUAUUUAACUCAUUCAUGAGUCUUCGAGUCUUACAUUUAGGUAAACGUCAAGGUUGUAGAUGGUCUGACAUCUCUGUGGUGAAAUUAGGGAGAUGUUUCAUAUUUAGACAUCCGAUAUUAAAGGCGCAAAAGCAUGGUGCCUAUUGGUUGCAGUCUUGCCAAACUAUCCCUAUCUACGGUGGACGAGGAGAGAUUGUGUCUUUUGGAGAAAACAGGGUUUUAUUUCUACAGGGUAAACAUAAUACAGGGUUUUAUAAUAGCUACCUAAAAGAUGAAAUAGCCUAACUUAUGAAUAUGCACAUUACCAACACGUUGUUCCCACAAACUGGCGCUUAAAGGGGCAAAACAAUAAACAGAAGAACGCCAAAUUGCUCGGAGGCUGACUUGCAGAAUGGUUGGACAAAUAAUGUUUUAGCUUUUAUUUUGUACAUAGAGGAGCAUCCAAAAAGAAUGCAUAUUUAGUAGGAUAAGUAGCCAUAUCGUGCAGCAUUUUUAUCUCUUAAAAAGUGAAGACACCUUUGAAUAGUUUAGGGGGAAAGUCACACAUUUGUACGCAGGGGGAAUAAAUACAGAAUUAAAAACAGCCAAAUUGGAGGUACAGGUUUUUAAUGCAACGUACGCUGACUGUAAAUCCAACUUAUUUUCUCAGGGUUACAGGGUUUUAACGAACAGAACUUUCUGAAACGUUUGUUGUUUGAUUCAGCACAGAGAGGUUUAAAAUAAUCUGAAACAGCAUAAUGCUACAUUUUCAAAGAAUAUGUUCUCUCUUUGAUUCCAGUUUAAUAUGCUAUUGAUUUCUAUUAUAGCCUACGCCAGUACUUAAUUUUAUUUGUAUUAUUUAGAAGCAUAUUUUAUUCUUUGUAGCAAGCAUCAUCUCUGUUCUUUUUUUGUAAGUGUUCAUCUUUGAAAAAAAAAAGAGAAAAACUCUUUGUGUAAGAAUUUUAUAUGUGGAAAUGUUUUGAUAAAAUACUUAGAUGAUAAAAAUUAAAAAUGUUUCAAACUG